AUGAAUCCAAAUGAGUUGGAAUUCCUCGCGGAAAAUGAGUUGAUACAAAUUAUUCCCAGGUUCAAAAUGGAGGCUAUUGAUUUGAUGGAACAUUUCGUUGGUCCAUUCCACCCGAACAUUCCAUGCGAAGUUCCUCUCUGGCUCGCCAUUCAUCUCCGGCGACAGCAGAAAUGCCGGAUCCUCCCACCCAAUUGGUUAUGUGUAACCAGUCUGACCGAAUUUAAGGAGGCCGAAGAGUCUGAGUCAGGAUGCACCAAACCACCACAUCCCCAUUAUACCGAAGUGGCCACUUUGUUGCUUCAACAUGCUCCUGAUGACCUGCCCGAUCAGGAGGCAGUGCGAACACUCAUCAAGGAUCUGUGGGAUGCACGCGUUGGCAAAUUUGUCUCCUCAGUAAACCAGUUCAUUAGCAGUGGAGCUGCUACUGCCCGAGUCAGUCAACUUACCUGCCUAGAACUGGCCACUGUGCGUAACAUACUCGCAAAUUCUCUUGAUCAGCUAGCUAUACUGCGUCAGAAGGUAGCGGAAACAAGUGCCGAAGUUCCUUCGCAGAGUCAGUCUUUGCUUGGUUCAACUGGCCUAACUGAAUAA
Messenger RNA from Dibothriocephalus latus, 591 nucleotides. NCBI's taxonomy places the organism in Eukaryota, Metazoa, Platyhelminthes, Cestoda, Diphyllobothriidea, Diphyllobothriidae. The record is from the annotation of a GenBank genome assembly.